AUGCCGAGAGGCGGCUCUAGUGACCACGCCCGGAAGAAAAGCAUCCGAUCAACUUAUCAUACUUGCAUAGUCCGGAUUGGACCAGGUUGCGAUGCAAGUGAGCGGUUGGAGCAAGGAAGGCACCGGUCGGCGUAUCCGGAAAGAGUUAAGGCACCUGCUGUCCCCUUACCUGCUGCAAGGAAGGAGGUCCCCGUAGGUAUGUGCCAACGAGAGAGCGCACAAUGCUUUGACAGCUCUCCUCCCUGGCUUAAUGGACCUGCUGCUGAGAGUCUUAGAAAGAGUUCUUUCCUGUUUCAAUGGUACCGGUCUGUGGAGAGCUCUAAUCCCUAA
Messenger RNA from Microthlaspi erraticum, 330 nucleotides. NCBI's taxonomy places the organism in Eukaryota, Viridiplantae, Streptophyta, Magnoliopsida, Brassicales, Brassicaceae. The record is from the annotation of a GenBank genome assembly.